GUUUCUGUCAAUUUGCACGGCACGGAGUUGUGGGUUUGCAUGCCUUGUUUGCAUGUAUGUGUUUCAUAUCUUCAAACUUUACACACCAUGAGGAUCGUUACUUGGAAUAUUAACGGCAUCAGAACCUUCAAAGGGAAGGUUAAACAGACCCUCGACUCCUUGGCAGCCGAUAUCAUUUGUGUGCAAGAGACCAAAGUGACAAGAGACCUGUUAGAUGAGCGCACAGCGAUCGUGGAGGGGUACAGCUCCUACUUCAGCUUCUGUCGAGGGCGCAGCGGAUAUUCAGGGGUGGCGACGUUCUGUAGGGACAGCGCCACUCCAUUCGCUGCUGAGGAAGGACUGACAGGCCUGCUGACCAGUCAAGGCGGAGCUGUGGGUAGCUAUGGCAACAGGGAGGACUUCUCAGACGAGGAGCUUCAGUCAUUGGAUAACGAGGGGCGAGCUGUCAUAACGCAGCACAAAAUCAGGAGCUCAGGGGGUGGAGAGGAGACCCUGGCUGUGAUCAACGUGUACUGUCCUCGCGCAGACCCAGAGAAGCCAGAACGCAAACUCUUCAAACUGCGAUUUUACCAGCUGCUGCAGAUCCGGGCUGAGGCUAUACUUGAGACAGGGAGCCAUGUGAUUGUGCUGGGUGACGUCAACACAUCUCACAGAUCCAUUGACCACUGUGAUCCGGACGACCCUGAACGCUUUGACGAGAAUCCAGGCAGGAAGUGGCUGAAUGAGUUCCUGUUUGGAUCGAGCGAGGGAGAGGAGAAAGCUGACGAGGAAGAGACUGGGGUUGUUCAGGAACCCAAAUCACAGCGUCCCGCGGGGGCUGGUGGCGGCAAAUUUGUGGACACCUUCCGCUACUUCCAUCCGAGCCGGACUCACGCCUUUACGUGCUGGUUGACCUUAACAGGAGCCAGGCAAACUAACUACGGCACGCGGAUCGACUACAUAUUUGCCAACCGGAAGCUGGUAGACAGUGAAUUUUUAGACUCCAAGAUCCUGCCAGAGGUAGAAGGUUCCGAUCACUGCCCGGUGCAAGGAGAGCUACGGUGUAUCUGCCUCGGGGAUCCCAAAUGCCCGCCGUUGUGUACCAAACACAUGCCCGAAUUUGCUGGCCGCCAACAGAAGUUAUCCCGCUUCCUUGUCAAAGUUGAGCACGGGGAGAGGAAGGAGCUACCCAAAGAAGUCACGUCGUUUCUUCCAGGAUCUCAGGAGUCGGGAGAAAUCAGGGAGAACAUCAGACCUGGAAAAGAUCUGAAUUUGGGAAAGAGGGGACAACUGGCAAACUCCUCCACCUCUUCUUCGAAAAGCAAGAAAGGUAAAACCGUGAAUUCCAAAACAGGACAGCGAGGGAGUUUGCUAGCCUUCUUCAAGCCCAAACCGAGCGAAGAGGCCAAAAACAAGGAUCUAGUCAUUUUUGGGAAGACAACAGGCGAUGACACCUGCCAAACGGGACCUCAACAACGUUUCUUCACUCCCUUCAAGUCACAAACUACCUCAGAAUCAUUCCAAGAACCCACGUUGCUGGAGAGGUCCUUCAAACCCCAAUCGAAUUCUACAGCCGAGACCCAAAAGGAUUUGGGUACCACAACUUUUCAGACAGCUGUACAAGAAAGCCAACCUUCAGCAGACUCCUCCCAAGAGGAUGGACCCGAGCAAGCUAUGGGGGAUGGAAGCAAGGAAGCACCGGGAGUUAAGGAUAUCAGACCCCCACAGCUUCCAGAAUCCGAAGGAUCGGCAGGUUUUUGGAAGUCGGUUCUGCGUGGACCUCCUCCUCCUCCCAACUGCAAGGCCCACGGGGAACCCUGUGUCCUCAGGACAGUUAAGAAAGCAGGGCCCAAUUUCGGGAAGCGGUUCUUUGUCUGCGCCCGCCCUCAAGGCCACGCAUCCAACCCUGAAGCCCGCUGUAACUUCUUCAUGUGGGUAGGGAAGGGCAAGUAAACAGGGACAGUAUCUCUUCAGGGUUUUGGAAUAAGAUUGGCCUCCACUGUUGGUGUGUGUGAGUUUAGGAAUUCUGUCUACCCAUGUGCUGUUGCUGGUGCUGUAAACAUAGCGGUGCCCACUCUACAGUCCAGUUUACUACUAUGAAACAUUAAUAUCUAAAGGAGAUUUACAUUGGUAUGAUGUUUGAAAUUAAUUGAAGCUCAUCAGCCACUAAACUUAUCUUUUUUUGUGAACUGCAAUUCUGAAGUAUCAGUCCUUGAAAAAAAAAGUUUGGUUUGUAAACGCUGUGUGUUCUUUGAUUUGUUGAUACAAAAACAGAAUUUUUUUUGUAUAUUCUGUAUUGCCUACUAAAUAAGGAGCACUGUUUUAGAAUAUAAUAACACAAUGACAAUUUUACUUUUUCAUUGUGCUGCUUUGUGAGUUUGAAGUGUUUUAAGUGAAAAACCCUAUAAGUGUCAAAUAUCAAAACCGGGCUACCCACAUAAAAUUAAAAAAAACGAUGUUUUGUAAAAUGUUUUUUUUAGUAAUGUGCAUAACUUACAGAAUUUCAUGUUUUUUUAUAAAGAAACUUUUUUUUAGCUAAUAAAGACUAUUUCUUUUU
Messenger RNA from Acipenser ruthenus (sterlet), 2536 nucleotides. RefSeq names its product APEX nuclease (apurinic/apyrimidinic endonuclease) 2 (gene apex2). The record is from RefSeq and is a predicted model, not a curated record. Lineage: Eukaryota; Metazoa; Chordata; Actinopteri; Acipenseriformes; Acipenseridae. Gene Ontology annotation, cellular component: nucleus. The transcript is spliced from 6 exons. Gene Ontology annotation, biological process: base-excision repair. Gene Ontology annotation, molecular function: endonuclease activity; DNA-(apurinic or apyrimidinic site) endonuclease activity; DNA binding. The coding region runs from base 40 to 1932 and encodes 630 amino acids.